UGCAUUCGGCAUGAAGUGGACGGUUUAUUUUGACGUUUGGCUGCAUUCGAGAAUUUUGUUGGCUAAUUAGACUUGGUUAGCGCCUACAUAAAAGCCAGACAGGCAAACAGACAGAGUGGCGGACAUUUGUAUGUAUGUGCGUAAGUGUGUUUCUUACUCCAGCAAAUGGCAUUUGAAGAGGAUGCUGCAUGCCAGCACGCAACCAUUGAAGGCGCAUUCAGUAAGACUUUGGAAACGUGUCUGUGCAGACGUUAUACGCUCAACAGCUCAGCAAUUUUUUUAACUGCUUUUAAUUUUGGUUUUUUUUUUUUUUAAAUUUGGAGUAUUCGUUAAAUAUUUGUGUACCUAUUAGGAGGCGCCUUUGUGUGUUUGAAAAGGCCUACCUAUUGUCAUAUAGAAUGUGGCUGAUCUAUUGUUGUUUGGCACAACUGCUGACAGGCAUGACCAUAGCAGGUGUUGCAGAAAGUGAUGGUCGGCCAGUGUUACAAAGGAAAGAAUUCGUAACGCUUCAUAAAUGGACUGAGCUGAAAUUAACGGUGCCGGAGAGUUAUCAGCAGCCAUCGACGCUGGAUGCUAUACGAUUUGCACAAGAUAAGCUCUUGCCAGUAGAUGUUGAUGUGGAGUACGGUGAUGAUGGUUACCACCGCACCUUCCUUACAAUUCCACGUUUGAGCAACGGCGUUCUUUACUCACUCACUGUGGUCGCUGAUAGUGAUAACUCGACUGUUCUCAAUCCUCUUCUGGUGCCCUAUCCCAGCUAUGACUGGCACUUGAGUUUUGGACAGAAUUGCAGCACUAUAACGUCGGCGAUAAGAACUUUUAUUGAUGACUGCUGGCGUUUAUGGGUAGUUGAUUUGGGUCAAAUUAAUGGUAUUCAAUAUUGUGCACCUCAAAUACUGGCUUUCGAUUUGGUCACAGAUCAGCUGAUACACCGUUAUAUUAUUCCUGCAUCACAGUACACGCCUGGUGUAUCGAUUUUCACGGCACUCGCUGUAGAUGUGGAUGAAUCUGCGCCGAAUUUGGAGUGUGUUAAUGCUAUGGUCUAUAUUGCCGAUCCUUGGGGCUAUGGAUUGAUUGUUUACAAUAUGGCGCAAGGUCAGUCUUGGCGCAUACAAAACACUCACAUGCAACCAGAUCAACUGUUGACCCAAGACAAGACGGGCAGUAGUGGCAUUUUCACAGUGAGCAUUAGUCCUCGGCAACACAACAAAGAAGAAGCUUUAAUGCUCGGCGGCCGCUGCGGUGUAUCGGUUAGCAGUGCACGCUACCAUUCCGCAGGGCCUGGAAUAUUUAUUACGCGUUCAUUUCCAACCAAUUACGUCAUGUGGACGGGAGGCUUCAUUCUAUUACUACUGGCCUUAACACUCCAGGUCAUAGUCUGUGUAAAGCAGCGCAAUUCAGAAACAGUAUAUCAGUGGAAACAGCUCGUCUAUGGUUUCCCUACCGAGCAAGAUCGACAAGAAGCACUAGCCAAUGGUAAUUUAGUACCAGCAAAUGGAAUACCAAUCGAUGUGGCGCCACACCAACAAUCUCAAAAGGGUUCGCGUGUCUUCAUCACAAUUCCCCGAUUUCAAACCGGCAUCCCGUACACGCUGGCCACAGUGAGUGAUAGUAAUGAAGCUAAUGGUCCGGUUCUGAUACCAUAUCCUAACUAUACUUGGCAUAAUGCCAAUGGCGAAGAUUGUAAUAAAAUCACUUCCGCAUUUCGUGUGGCGAUCACAGAGUGCAAUCAGAUGUUUGUUAUUGAUUCAGGCGUAAUCGGAACUACUCAAAACUGUCCGCCACAGCUACUGAUAUUCGAUCUAAAUACAGAUACUUUAGCGCAUCGCUAUCGCUUUGAAGGCAACAUGUACGUGCCGGUGGCUUCACUACUCAUCACUCCACUUGUUGUCGUGCACGAUCCUCCACCGAAAGGCCGCUGCCAACGCCUGCAUGUUUACAUUGCUGAUGUCACACAUCACGGCCUGGUUAUCUAUGACUCGGAGUCGAAUAGCGCCUGGCGUGCCGAGAAUAAAUUCAUGUACCCAGAUCCCGAUUAUGGCACGCACACGAUUGCACGCGAAAGCUUCAUUCUGAUGGAUGGCAUGUUUGCUUUGGCCACGGAUCACCGCCAACUCUACUUCCAUCCGUUGGCCAGCAACAGCGAAUAUGCGGUGCCUUUGAGCGUCUUAAACAAUCGUACAAAUUGGGAUGGCAACAUGGAGGCAAUGCAAAAUGAAUUCCGUAUGGUGGGCAAACGUAGUAGUGAAUGUGCUGCCGAAGCGAUGGACAGUCAGCGGAAUUUAUAUUGUGUCACAUUCAAUCCGAUCAACGCAGAGUUCACACAGCAGAGAAGUGCGGAAAAGGUGAGCUGGGUUGAAAUGAGAGGCGUCGAAGAAAACACCUUGCUAGACUCUAGCAUUUGCAUUUGUGCAGUGAAGUGA
Messenger RNA from Rhagoletis pomonella (apple maggot), 2423 nucleotides. RefSeq lists its product as uncharacterized. The transcript is spliced from 9 exons. The record is from RefSeq and is a predicted model, not a curated record. Gene Ontology annotation, cellular component: extracellular region. Bases 399 to 2423 code for a protein of 674 amino acids. Lineage: Eukaryota; Metazoa; Arthropoda; Insecta; Diptera; Tephritidae.